Python bivittatus (Burmese python) is the source of this 618-nucleotide messenger RNA. Lineage: Eukaryota; Metazoa; Chordata; Lepidosauria; Squamata; Pythonidae. The record is from RefSeq and is a predicted model, not a curated record.
GAGAAGUAGCAUAACUUCUUAGGGCUUAACAGUUGCUUAGGAAGAGUGAGACUGCAUAAAUCUAAAGGGAAUGAAAAAUGUUCAGACAGCUGUCAUCUGCUGAAGAAUUAUAUUGGAGUACUUUCUCAUCUCUGCGGAAUCCUCUUGAUAAAUUAACCAGAAUGAAUUGGCAACAAGUAGCUCCUGGAGUAAUCCUUUUACUGGUCAAGGUCACAGGGACAUCUCUAUUUUUUGUUUUUCUUCCACAGAUCUUUCCCAUGGGAAACAUCACUUUUACCUCUAAAGAAAAUUAUUCAGGGUGGACCCCCUCUCCUGAGCAGACCUCUUCCCUCUCUCCCUUGCUUCCUACCACAGCCCAGAUUCCUUUGACGCAACCAAGGUGGGAACGAUUCAGAGGGAAUGAUUACUGGUUUUCUGAAGAGAAAGAAACAUGGCUGAUAAGCAAAGCUACAUGUAGAGAUUGGCAAUCAGACCUUGUGAUCAUCAGUGACAGAAAAGAACUGCUUUCCCAUCAAACAAGCAACAAUGAAUGAAGAAUGUGCUGCUAUCAGAGCAGGAAAUGUGAGUCCAGUAUCGUGCUAUCAAACAUUCAACUGGAUUUGUGAGAAGACAUAUAGU